AUGUAUCUGAAUUACUUCGCGACGGACGUCUUCCACAGGAGCGCCGUGUGUGAAUCCGACGCCUGCCGAGCCGCGAAAACGAUGAUUGGCGACGUGUUCAAGUGGCGAUUCGACGCCGACCGACUCUGGAGCCUGCUCGCGAAUCGCGACGAGCACUUCCCGCACAUCCGAGCACGACGCUUCGUUUCCGAGCACAUCGGCCUCUUUGUGCAGGUAUUUUAUGCGUUGAAAGCGGAAAAAUUCCGAGUUUUUUGGGAAAAUAAAACAUAAAAGCGGAAAUACUCGAUUUUUGAUUUUUAACAGUCGGAAUAAUCGUAAAUUGACGUAAAAAACAAACUAGAACUGGAAUUUCUUGUUGCCGAUCGAGUUUAGGCUUAAAAUUACGCUGUGAAACCAGAAUUCCCCGCAAAAAAGUUCACUCUGUAACUUUUAACCCAAAGUAAUUUGAAAUUGGUGGGAUUUAUUGGCCUAGAAUAGAGGAAUUAAAGCAGAAAAAUCGAAUUAUAAUGGGGUUAUUCAGGCUGUAAAAAAAAAAAUGAUUUUUUUUCCGUUUUUUUUACGUCAAAAAACGCAAUUCAGCGGUGUAAAAAAAACGAAAUAAAAAACGGAAAAAAACCUACGCUGAAUAGCCCCAUUAUGUAUAACUUGUCCACUUUGCAUCAAACCGCCUUUUUUUCAGAUGACGGUCGCCUACAUGAUCAUAAUCUUCUCGAUCAAACGAAUAAUGCGGAACCGCGAGCCGUUCGAACUGACCAACGCCCUGCGGCUCUGGAACUUUGCGCUCUCGGCGUUCUCGAUCUACGGCUCGUGGGUCAUGUUCCCGCACAUGAUCGCGCAGAUCCGCUCGCUCGGACUCUACGGAUGCGGCUGCGAGGGACUGACGACUCUUCCAAGCGACGCCGAGUACUGGCUCUUUCUGACGGUCCUCUCGAAGGCGUUCGAGUUUGUCGACACGAUAUUCCUGGUGCUGCGCAAGAAACCGCUCAUCUUCCUGCACUGGUACCACCACGUCGCCACAUUCCUCUUCUUCAGCGCCACCUAUCCGACGCCGUCGUCGCAGAUCCGCGUCGGCGCCAUCGUCAAUCUGUUCGUGCACGCCUUCAUGUACCCGUAAGUUCUGUGCAUAAAAGAGUCCGGUGGAAGAGACCACUGUCUUCAGGUACUAUUUCAUUCGCUCGAUGAACAUCAAACUGCCCGCCAAGAUCUCGAUGAUGGUGACCGUCCUGCAGCUGACCCAAUUCAUGUGCUUCAUCUACGGCUGCACCCUCAUGUACUACUCGUUGGCCACCAACCAGGUCGCUCUCAAGAUCAUUGUCCCAUUCUUUUGAGAUUCGCCCAUUUCAGUACACGUGCGACACGCCGAUGUUCGCCCUCAACUCGACGUUCGGCCUCAGUCUCUCCUACUUUGUGCUCUUUGCCAACUUUUUCCACAAAUCGUACGUGCAACGUGGCGGAAAGGACAAGUAUCGACAGAAGAAGGACGAUUAG
This is a messenger RNA of Caenorhabditis sp. 36 PRJEB53466, 1488 nucleotides long. The record is from the annotation of a GenBank genome assembly. Lineage: Eukaryota; Metazoa; Nematoda; Chromadorea; Rhabditida; Rhabditidae.